AAGCUAUGCUACUAUCUGUCAGGGUACCCAGUGGUUAAAGUGGAUAAUGACAACAUUGGGGUGAUGUACAGCAGUAAGGGGUGUCCAUCAAUACAUAGAGUAGGAAGUUUUCGGCAGUGGUCUGACAGGAAAGUCUACACGGAGUCAGAUUUCAGAGCUGGAGCACUGAAUUGCAGUGAGUCACACAGAGAGCCUGAGAGCUGCCUUUGUUCCACUUGCGUCUGAAUGUUGGAGGAGAAACAGCAGGCUCCAGUUUUUAUUAACUUCUUAUUUUCUUAAGCAUAAAACUCAUGUGCACUGAACUUUUUCCUCACUCGAGGUCUUUCAACUGACUUUCAAAAAAUGCUCUCAUGGCAUGCCUGGUGGACCUGGGACUUGCUGCUACUGCUCUUUGGCUUGUCAAUCGAUGCUGGUUCAGCAGCUCAGAUCAUAGAAGAACGAGGCUCAAAAGGACAUCUUGACCUCACGGAGUUAAUAGGAGUUCCUCUUCCUCCUUCCGUCUACUUUGUCACUGGCUAUGGAGGGUUUCCAGCUUACAGCUUCGGUCCAGAUGCUAACAUCGGUCGAUUGACAAGUGCUAUAAUACCAUUGCCUUUCUAUAGAGAUUUCUCUAUCGCAGUUACAGUGAAACCAAAUAGUGAUCGCGGAGGAGUGCUAUUUGCAAUAACAGAUGCCUUCCAGAAAACUAUUUACCUGGGAAUGAGACUUUCACCGGUUGAUGACAGCACCCAGAGAAUAAUUAUGUACUACACAGAGCCUGGGUCCCAUGUCUCCCGAGAGGCUGCUUCAUUUAAAGUGCCAGUGAUGACUGACAGAUGGAAUAGGUUUACAGUGACUGUUCAGGGGAAUUAUGUUGCUUUGUUCAUGGACUGUGAAGAAUAUCAAAAAGUUCAGUUUCAAAGGUCAGCUCAAGCCUUGGUAUUUGAAUCUGGCUCUGGGAUAUUUGUUGGUAAUGCAGGAGCCACAGGACUGGAAAAGUUCACAGGCUCAAUUCAACAUCUGACAAUUAAAUCUGACCCAAGGGCUACUGAAGAUCAUUGCGAAGAUGAUGAUCCUUAUGCUUCAGGGGACACCAGUGGCAACGGCAGCAUUCAAGAACAUGAACGUAUUUCUGAGACACAAGAAGUCCUUGCACCUUCUCAUCUUCCUAUAAGGCCUGAAGAUACCUUGGCUGAGCCAGUGGAAGCCCCCCCAGCUAUAUUGUCUUAUUUGGAAGAAAAUGAUUUCUCUGGAAAUCACAGAUCAGAAGAAAUCUCUGGAGCAGCUAAACUUAAAGAACAAGAUUCAGCUGUCACGGAAAGUGGACAAGACAACAGUGAGUCUACCACUGCCACGCAGGAAAUCUUAAGAGAAGAAAAUGGCUCUGGUGCUAGUGUUUUGCCAGGAGUAAGCAGAGAGGAGGGCCAGAAUGGUCAGGAAGAAGAGGAUGGGUCCACAGGAUCUCCGGGAAGGUCAGGGCUAGAAGAUGUGCAGAAAAAAGGUCAUGGACCUCCUGGAUCUCCAGGGAAACUUGGACAACAUGGUCAGCCUGGCAUUCCUGGUAAAAACGGCUUACCCAGUAAAAAUGGACUUCAGGAGUUGCCAGAACUGAAAGGAAAAGUAGGCCUAAAAGGUGAAAAGGGUGAUCCUGGUGAGGGAUUGCCAGGACCCCCUGGACUACCAGGACCUGCAGGACCAUCUGGUCCUUCCAGAGGAUUCAACAGACUGGAAGCUGAAGAAUCGGGUUCUGGAGAUAUUGAUGGAGAGACUGAGAUUUUAAGAGGUCUUCCUGGGCCACCAGGCCCUCCAGGACUGCCUGGUCUUCCGGGAAAGCCAGCACCCAAUUCAGGUGUAGGACCUCCUGGGUCACCAGGUGAAGAUGGAGCUUCUGGUGAACCAGGCCCUGAGGGUCCUCAAGGUCCUCCUGGUCUUGAUGGAGUGGUUGGCUCACCAGGACAGAAGGGAGAAAAGGGUGAUCAAGGUCUUCCUGGUUCUGUUGGUCCAAAGGGUGAUACUGGAGUUACUGGAUCAAUAGGCCCCAAAGGACAAGCUGGUGCUGUUGGGUCUCCUGGGAAACCUGGACCACCAGGACCUCCUGGGCCCCCUGGGCCCCCUGGACCCCCUGGACCCCCAGGACUAAGCUACAGUUUGGGGUUUGAGGACAUGGAAGGAUCAGGUAGCGCUGGCCUGUUAAGUGAAUUCAGAAUUCCAGGAUCAAGAGGGCCAAAGGGAGAAAGAGGCAAGAUUGGUCCACCAGGUUCAAAGGGAAUGCCAGGUACAGACGGAAAACCAGGCUUUCCUGGCAUUGCUGGACAUCCUGGAGAUGUGGGUCCAAAGGGGGAGAAGGGUGACCCAGGACCUCAGGGUGAACCGGGACAGGAUGGGAACAGUAUUGUGGGACCACCUGGACCACCAGGACCACCAGGACCAAUCAUAGCAAUACCUGAGCUACUACUCAACGAUACAGAUGGAAUUUUUAACUUUACUGGAAUUAAAGGACUGCUUGGGCCUCCAGGGCCAGAUGGCAAGCCAGGUCUACCAGGAUUUCCUGGCCCUCGGGGGCCGAAGGGUGAUACUGGUUUGCCUGGAUUACAAGGACGCAAAGGACAACAGGGUGAAAAGGGAGAACCAGGAGCUAUCAUUGCUGCCAAUGGAUCUUUAACUGAAUUAUUAGGAAGAAAAGGGGAGAAGGGUGAAGCUGGAGUGGUGGGACCGAUGGGACCAAUGGGACCAAUAGGACCUACUGGACCUAAAGGAGAACUUGGUUUCCCAGGACGUCCAGGCCGCCCAGGACUGAAUGGAGUGAGAGGUGUGAAAGGUGAUAGAGGCGAAGCAUUUAAUGGUCUUCCUGGCUUGCCUGGACCCCCAGGGCCUCCCGGACCUCCAGGACGUAUAGUUUAUAUCAAAGGAACAGUUUUCCCAGUCUCUCCCCGGCCUCAUUGCAAAAUGCCAGUAAGCCCUCCUUACCCUGAAAAUCAAGAAGCUCUUAAUGUCCAUGGUGCUAAAGCAAACAGAGAUUCCUGGGGGCUGCACCGUUCAGCGGACUUAAAAGGAGAAAAGGGAGACAAAGGUGCUCCAGGACCACCAGGUCCACCUCUGCCUCCAUCGUAUUUCAGCCACUUUAUUAAUAGCAUAAAGGGUGAAAAAGGAGACAACGGAGUCACUGGUGUAAAAGGAGAAAAAGGAGAACCAAAUGGAGGUUUUUAUCUGACAGGACCUCCUGGACCACCUGGAAGACCGGGAUUAGUUGGACCAAAAGGGGAUGCAGUUGUCGGACCCAGAGGACCUCCGGGAUUACCUGGCCUACCUGGUUUACCAGGUUAUGGAAAAAUUGGCCCACCUGGCCCACCUGGCCCACCAGGCCCACCAGGACCCCCUGCAAUUUAUGGCUCAGCAGCCACAAUGCCUGGGCCACCAGGACCUCCUGGAGAGCCAGGGCCACCUGCAACCAGGAACCUGGUUACGACAUUCCAAAACAUUAAGGGUAUGUUGGAAAAAGUUCAUUUGGUAGCAGAAGGUACGCUAAUCUAUCUGAGCGAAACUAGUGAGGUUUUUAUCCGUGUUCGAAAUGGAUGGAGAAAAUUGCAGCUUGGUGAGCUAAUUCCUAUCCCUGCUGACAGCCUUCCUCCUCCAGCUAUAUCAAGCCAUGGAUUUCAGUCUCUUCCAGUGCUGAGUCCAGUAUCAAAUAUGAACAAUGGAAGACCAGCACUGCAUCUGGUGGCUUUAAACUCGCCAUUUUCUGGUGACAUGCGAGCAGAUUUUCAGUGUUUUCAACAGGCCCAACAAGCAGGAUUGUCAGCUACCUAUAGAGCCUUCCUCUCAUCGCAUUUGCAAGAUCUGGCCACAGUUGUCAGAAAAACAGACCGAUACCAUUUACCAAUAGUCAAUCUUAAGGGAGAAACACUUUUCAAUAACUGGGAGUUCAUAUUUAAUGGAAACGGUGGACAAUUCAACGUUCAUGUUCCAAUAUACUCCUUUGAUGGGAGGAACGUCAUGACUGACCCAUCUUGGCCUCAAAAAGUAAUAUGGCAUGGUUCAACUGCAAAUGGGAUCCGACUGGUUAGCAACUACUGUGAAGCCUGGCACACAGCUGAUAUGGGAGCUAUGGGACAAGCAUCACCGCUGAAGACGGGGAAACUUCUUGAUCAGAAAGUAUUUAGCUGUAAUAAUAAGUUUAUUGUUCUCUGUAUUGAAAUCAGUUUCGUAUCUGACCCCCAAGGAAAAUAAUUCACCUGUUGCACAGAGGAAUAUUCCAUUUUCUAACAGAAAAAGCUGACACUGAAAUUUCAUUUGUAAUGUUGUAAAUAAUUUAUUUUUUGUAAUUGCACAUUUCGUGAAAAAAUAGCCAAAGAAAACAUACCUCAACAGAAACCACAUUCUGCUUAAAUGGAACAUCCAGUGUACAUGCGGCUGACUUAAAGCCCUUCCUUUCCCCUGAAGCCCACACGGUUCAAAGUUUGCCAACAAUUAACUCACAGCCCCUUGUCUUCCUGGCUGAGAUUAGGAUCGCUUAAGGGCACUAGUCAAGCGUGGUCUGUGAGGAAAAUCCAGUAGCCUGUCUCAUAAGCAGCACGGCUCAGCAAGGCUGCUGCUUCUUCACAGCUGAGAAGAUGCAUGCUCUACGCUCCUCUUUUCGCUGGCAUAGAUUGUGACUACCCAAGGCACUACCCAUAUAUAUGUAUAUACACAUACUGUCCCUGAGCAAAUAAUGGGAGGCCGUUACACCUUACGGGGAUGGAAUUUUCAAAAAGGCUUUAAGAACAAAGGUGCUCACCUUCUUGGAGUUUCAGUGGAAACUGAGUACCUAAGCCCUGUAAGCUUGUAGGGAUCGCAGCCUGGUGCUCACACAUAAAUUUAGCAGCUUCCACAUCUUACUGCAGCUUUUUUCUUGGCAGAUUCUAGGCAAUAGGGCUUUUUUGCAGGGGGAGUGAAUUUCACCUAGACAAAAUCUGGUCCUUAUUUUGGUGCUAUUGUUAACAGGAAACCUGGAGCCAUGUUAAUAGAAAACAUCCUGUUUUACUGGUAGAACUGUGCAAAGCAAAUGCAGACAAACGAACCAUCUGACCUUUAUUUAUUUCCUUGCGUAUUAGAGGAAGUCAUUUCCUGUUGUGGCAGACUGCUGAAUGAAAGACGCCUGUCAUGGCUUCUCUAAAGUAGGUUCUAGACAUUGUUAUCCCACUAAGUUAUAUGUAAAGUGAUUUUCAUUUUUGUGAAUUUAUCCUUCUGGCAUUCACGUAAUUAAAGAUUUGUUAAUAUAAAAUAACAGCAACAACGAUAGAAAUGAUCAGUAAAUGCUAAUAUUCUUUGCAAACAGUAUCACCAUAAUAUCUGAAGCCUUUGCUUAUAUAUUUGUCUACUGCAUACUUUAAACGACAUAUUUACUUAUAUUUUAUCAAGCAGUAACUAUGGAGGUCAAACACCACAUUAUCAUUUUUUAAGAUUUAAUCUAGAGUCUGUGUGGGAAAUAUAUGUUUAUUUGCUAACAAGUAGAGUAUUAAAUUACUAGAUAGCUAUCUUCAAAAGACAAAAGCAAAUCACGCUUACUAUGCUACACUGAUAUAUAACACAAUAUUGUGAAAUUCAGCUUUAUUUUUCCAAUUUACUAUAAAAGCUUAUUUCCCAGGGUCAUCUGAAUCACAUCUUCUGGUUUUUUUUUUUCUCGAAAAAGCCAUGACUCCAUUAUUACAACAUGGUAAUGAGGCAAAAACAGUUUAUAUUACAUUUAAAAUGUAUGCACAACAAUUAACUGUACUCAUUUAUAGUCCAUUUCCCAUAAAAUGCUGAGCACUCUUGUGAAAUGCCAAAUUCCUUCAACUCACACAGUUGGAAGAGUUUUAUAUGUAUGGCAGGGUUUCACUCUGAGUCACAGAAGGUUCUAGGGGGGAAAUAAAGUGCUUUUGCGUGCCUCCAGCAGCAAACCAUCUGCCUUUAAUCCUUUAAUUGUUGGCAGACCCUCAGCUCAAGCCAAGUCAUGGCCAGCGGGGUCUAUGCUUGCAGCCAGCCAUCACCCAGUCAUCACCCUCAGUUGUUGCUCUUCCGGAGCAACAACUGGCUGCGGAGUUGGCUCUUUCUUUGCCUAGAAUUGCAGUGACAAGAGGUGGCGGGGAGACGGGAUCCCACAGAAGAGCUGUGUGAAGGGGGAGGGGAGAAGACUAAAAAAAAACAUGCCAUUUUUAGGAGACAGUGAACUAGAGUUUAAGUUGGGCCUAGCAAAAACGCGUCUGGAAUUCUGUUUGUGCCCAUACUUUCACAGGGCUGGCCCCUUUCUGUAUCCUAAAUGGCUGAUAGAGCAGGGAACUGAAAUGGUUAAGUGGCAAAGAACUCUCAAUGGUUGCUUCCCACCUCUAAGAUUAAUCUGCAGGCUACAGGAGUUUAUUGCGCGCCCUUCAACUUGAUACAGAGCACGAACCACGCGUCAUGCUCACGCACCAGCAAGGGAGCUAGCUUACCAGAGAACGCCAUGAGAGACCUAAGAAGAGGUCUCCCUUGGAAAAAAACACUUUUUGUCAUUUUAACCAGAGCCACUGAGGCUCUUCAUACUCCUUAGCGUAACUGAAGAGAAACUGUAAUACUCAUCGAGGAUAUGACAGAGAAAAAAUUAGCCCAGUACUUAAAAAUAAAUUAGCUUUCCCUAUCAAAGCACAAUACGUUUUUCAGCAUGAUUCCAACACAAAGGUCAGGUGCACUUGAGGAAGAACAUUUGCUAAUUCAGGUAAGGAAUGGUGUAUAAAGCAAAUGAGUCACCAAAACGAGUACCAGAGCAAGGCUGAAAAGAGUAACUGCACUAGAAACCGCUGUAGCAGCCUGAAUGAAUGAAAUCAGUCAAACAAGAUUCUUCCGUCUUUUAGAGGAAGGUUUUUGGUUGAAAACAUCCACUUAUGGUGAAACUUUGAUGCACUUUAAGAGGAAGAAGUUAAUACAUUGUAAACACAGAGGAGGUGAAAGUCUUAUAAACCAUCUGAACCCCAGGGCUGGUCGAUGAAUAAAAUACAGCAGAUCCAUUUCAGCUACUGGAUUUCUAGAAAUCAAGCUGAUAGAUUUGUCUUUAUAUGAAUUGUAGGUGCAAGCUGUAACAACAGAAGCUUCGUUUACACCAAGAAGAAUCCACAGUGGGGUUUGUGCUUCUACAAAAGAAUUGGUUCUCCACUAAAAAUAAUUGCAAUUUAACUUUAAUUAAGCUGGUGCUUAACCUGAAAGAAUAUAAUAUAUUAAAAAUAAAAAAAAAAGAAGAAAAAACAAGCAGAAAAGCAGAAAAAAGUAGUAAGGUCUAGGGAAAGUUAGUAACUAUUUGAAAAGGGAAUAUUGAAUUGUUACUGGAGAGAUUCGUUUAUAUAUCAUAGAUACAUUGGGGAUGGGGCAAAACGCAUGAACAUAUAGUUGAAUGUUCACUACAGAUUCUUUCUAAGUGAAAAUAAUUUUUUGUUAUGAAGGUAAAUUGGCACAUGAGUUAAAAAUUGACUUUGAAUAUACCACUUUAGAUUGGACUUUGUUAGAAUCGGACAACAGUUUUCAGUAGAAACAUCACUUUUUAUCACAACAUUUUACUGGUUUGUGCCAAAUAGGAGACAUUAAUAGGAGUCAUUUUCAAAAGACAUGCUUUAAGUCAAGACAUUUUUGUUCUCAUUUACCUGCUCUGUAAUAAUAAAAAGGAAUUAAGACUCCUCAGUAACAUAUGAAA
This is a messenger RNA of Chroicocephalus ridibundus (black-headed gull), 7657 nucleotides long. RefSeq names its product collagen type XV alpha 1 chain (gene COL15A1). Bases 343 to 4206 code for a protein of 1287 amino acids. The transcript has 42 exons. Gene Ontology annotation, molecular function: extracellular matrix structural constituent conferring tensile strength. Lineage: Eukaryota; Metazoa; Chordata; Aves; Charadriiformes; Laridae. Gene Ontology annotation, biological process: extracellular matrix organization. The record is from RefSeq and is a predicted model, not a curated record.